AUGUCCGUGUUACAAGAUGAAACAUAUGGACAAAAUCUUCUUGCCUAUUGUGAUAUGUGUUAUGCUGUAUUUGAUUCUGAAAAAGAAUUACAUUAUAAAUGUUCCUCAUGUUAUGAUUAUAUUGUUUGUUCGAAAUGUUUUCCUUUAACAAAAGUAAAACAUUCCCCCCUUCAUACAUUUGUACCAAUAAUUGGACUUCCAAAUGAAUUUGCAUGGGUUCAAAAUAAUAUUGGAAUUAGAUGUGAUCGUUGUUUUCGAACUGAUUUUCCAGGUCGUCGUUAUAAAUGUACUGUUUGUACUGAUUAUGAUGUAUGUGAAGAAUGUUUUCCAUUUGUUAAUAAAUCUCAUGAACUUAAAUUAGCACCAAAUUCAGUUAAAGCAAAAUUAAAUCAUACAUUAUUGGCUCGACGUGCUGUAGCUCUACUCAGUAAUCCUGAUUCACCUUAUUAUGGACAUCCAUAUGAUGUUCUUACUGAUUUGUCAUUAACUAAAGCACGUACUCUAGUCAAUGAAAAUCAAAAUAAACAACCUCUAGAUAACAAACUUAUUCUUGAAGAUCUUGUACAUUAUCCAAAGGAACUGAAAUUAGAUGAACCAAAUAAAAAAAUGACAAAAAAUAAACAAAAGAAAAAAAAUAAAAUUCAUGAUGGAUUAUUACAAGUUGAUGAAGAAUCAAUGAAAGGAACAUGGCCACGAGGAACAUGUUCUCGACAUAGAUUUCUCAAUAAUACAUGUUUUUUACAUCCAGAAAUACAACAAGAUUCAAUCAAAAAUGUUGAUCUGAGCAGUACCACUGGAUGA
Molecule: messenger RNA, 801 nt
Organism: Adineta steineri
Lineage: Eukaryota; Metazoa; Rotifera; Eurotatoria; Adinetida; Adinetidae
Source: the annotation of a GenBank genome assembly